AAAUGCUGAAGUGGACUGUGUCCCGAUCUCUCUCGACGGCGAGUUCGACGCCUCACGGACCCCCGCAGCCAAACCGGACCCGACGACCCUUCGGCGACCUGUCAAACACUCCCCCCACUCCACGGUCCCAGACUCAGUCCCAGGUUAAUCCGAUUCGUUCUACGCCUGCGCGCAGGCGAAGAUGCCGAAGCCACGGGAGCGACCUGCGCGCUUACUUUCAAACGACGAAGCCGAAUCUGCGUUCGGCGAAGCGACAAUCGAUGUCUCGAGCGAAUGGUAAGACCGAGAAUUUCGAGAGCUUUUAUCAGAGCACUCCACGCGUCGACGCCGACAUUGGGCCGCUGACUUUGUGCCCGGAAUCGGUCGCCGGAAGGCGGACCGUCGCCAUGACGCUUCCAGCGAAUCCCAGUCUCCUCGCAGCCGCUGGUACAACGCUGCGCACCAACGCGGAACUUCCACAAAACCUGAUGAACGAGGCUAGGGUCAAUCUGCAGUCCCACGUGUCCGACUUCUUUCAGCAAAUCGCCGUCGCCGCUAGUCCCGAAGACAUGAUGGAGGCUGAUCCCGUCGUCCCUCUUACCAAGAGUCGAAUUUAUUCACAAAACUGUGAUUUACGCAGGGUGACAUUCCCCGCAGACUUCUGCCGCACCCCUCACGUUCCCAAACUUGCCAAAAUAACCAAGCUCCACAACCGCUGCCGAACUCCCUAUCAUACCAAGGCUCCAGGUACAUCCAGGAGUCCGUUCAAGUCCAAAGAACCAUCGAGCGUCGGUCAGACUCCGCUGAUAGCCAGAUUGAACCACCUCAACCUGGACCACGACCUCGCGGUGAAGUUUGAAAACGUGGACAACACGGUGACGGAGGUACUACACAAGGACCAGGAGGCCUGCAGCGCGAUCGUAGGUAAGUCGGUGGCGGAAAUUCUCGCCUCUGAUGAGAGUGAGAGACUUAUUGCCCGAGAGGGUCAGCCCAGUCCCGUCGCUUCAACCGAUCCUAGAAAUUCGUUCGGCGAAUGCGGUGAGGACCGACGAGAAUUCGUCGCUGAGCCGCCGGAGACGAAGCAGAAAGUUGAGAGUCCAGACGAGUUGAUGGAGAGCGAAGAGAAUGUCUACGAGACAAUCGAGGAUGUUCGCAGAGUCGACGAACCGGUUGCCGAACACAACGACAGCUCCGUAUCGUCGGCCAGUCAACUCCUCGAGGAUCCUUCGCCGAUGUCCUGGGCGGCCGCCUCGCCUCUCGAUCUCGACGGUCAAUUCACCCUGAGGAGGCAGCGCGGCAUUCGCCGUAAAAGGACCGGCCAGCAGCGCGACCUUCAAGACACGGAUGCGACCUUCUUCGGGGUGAGACGAAAACGCGCCAAGAGACGGUCGGCGAGUUUGAGUCCGCAGAAGAGCGCAGUUCCAUAUCGCGAAGCGAGUCCUACCGGGUUUAUUUACGAGGCUGUUAACCUGGAGGUGAACAAAUGCGUCCUUGAAACCAACCUCGACGCCUCUUGUGAGGCUGGAACUGCCUCCGUCAGCAAACAAUCCUUCUGCCCGAGCAUCGAAGAGCGGAAGACCGAGGAUUCCAGCUCCCGGAAAACCUUAUGCUGGGACCUCGACAGUCCAAAAUCCUCGAUGAACGACGAUUUUCACAGCUCAAAGUCGUUCUUAACUUCGGUUUCCGUCACCCCAGAAGCACCUCUCGUCGCCACGGUCAGAAGAUGCUUGAAGUACAGUCCCGAGGGGGAAACCUAUCAGCCAUGCAGUUCUCGGGGGUCGAUUGAAGUCGAAUUAUCCACCCAGGGUGACCACAUACGGGUCCGCGUGAUAAGGUGCAAGGAUUUGAAGAGAGCCUACGAAGGGCCUGUCCAUGCCUACGUGAAAGCAACGCUUAGGAAAUCCGACGGGGAGAUAAACACGGUGAAAAGGACCGCCGUCCACAGGGCAACGCCAAACCCAAUCUUCAACGAAACCCUGAUACUGCCCUGGACCAACAACAACAACAAUUCACCUGCGAAAUCGGCCACCCUGGACAUUGCUGUUUGGCACAGGGAUCGCAGAGCGAGGCGCAGUGAACUCCUGGGCUGUAUGACUCUACCCCUGCCUUUAUCUCAGGACAAGGAGGCAACAUGGCACCCCCUAGAAGUUGGGUCAGGACGGAAUUCGAGCACACCUUACUCAGGAGUAACCCAAGACUGCGAAGUAACGCCGCCAGUAACAAAAGAAGGAGAUCCAGAUAACAAUAACAGCGGAUCUGAGGAUCUGACGUACCUGAGGCACCUGGAGCUGGAGCCGAUAGAUCCGUUAACUGGUCAACCUCUCCAUCCAGGUUUCGCUGCGCGGGGUGGCAAGACACCCUGCACAACGACGAGGAAGAUGACGAGGCCGAGCACUAGCCAGCAGCAAGUACCCUGGGGAUUCUCGCUGAGCUGGGGAAAACCGCCAAAAGUCGAACGCGUGGAUAGCGGAAGUCCUGCUGAGAGAGCAGGCCUGAGAUCCGGCGAUUACGUGGUCUUUAUUGAGACGACGAACGUCGUUACGAAACCAAGGGAAGAAAUACUCGCCCUUAUUCAGAGAGCAACGAACCAGUUAUUACUCGAAGUGUACAGAAAAGGCGGCGUGCAAACUCCGCACAGGCGAAGCACCGUCAUUCUUCAGGGUCCGAUUCCAGUCAGCAAUCUUCCGCACACAGUCACUUUCACCGCAGAGGCCUUCCCUAACUUGGCGCCAGACGCACCCCCCGAAGAGGAACUGGCGAUUCGAGAGACUCGGUAUAGCAGCUGCCUAAAAAGCGGUCACACGAGAUUCACGGUUCCGUUGUCCGAGCGCAAAGAUAUACUCUCUUCGGCCGACCAUCUCAUCCUUUUUCAAAACUUGGACGAGCUUCUGAAAUUAUCUGAGGAGAUUCAGGAGGCUGGUGGAGGUCUGGAGUGCUAUUUGUCUAAAGUUCCUAGAAUCACAGCCGCGUAUAGGAGGUAUUUGAGCGGCCUACAAAGGGCAUGUUGUCUCCUGGUUGCACUCAGACGCAAUACUGCCUUUGCAAGGCUGGCCUGUGAGCCUGCAGUACCUCAAAAAAGGCGACCGGAUCUUACCGGAGUCCUACUUCUUCCGUUGGAGCAUUACAGAGAAAUGACGAGACUAGUGAGCUUGGCGUGUUCAAAAAACUGUAGAGAAGCUAGAGACUUGGCUCAGGGAUACAGAGAAGCAACGGCCAACGCCGGUGUAAUGGAACCUCCGCGGGAUACCGGAAGGCCUUUGUUAAGCCUGCAGGAAGUCGAGUCCAGGCUAGUUUUUGCCCGGUGUAAACCGUUCACCUUAGCGAUGCCGGGCAGGCAAUGGUUGUUCGGGGGUGCCUUAGCGAAGGUAGAGGGCCGAGCUCGUUUGCAACCAUCCUGGGCGUUGCUGUUGACUGAUCUCCUAGUCUUCGCCAGGGUAUCCCGUGAUCGAGUUUUGUUUGUGACCGAGGAACCACUGAGAUUGGCGGACAUAGCUGAAGCCUGUUUCACGAUCAGAAAACGACCCACGGAGUUCAGAUUACAGGUUGCAGUAUCGCCAGGAGGUCUUUCUGGUGAGAAUGGUAACUUGGAAGGUACUCACAGCGGUGGCUGCAGUCCUCAUGGUAGACCCAGGAGAAGAGUAUUAAUUCUGAGGACGCCGAGUCCGGAACUCAAAGCUGUGUGGCAUAAUCUUCUUCAGAGGCAAAUAAUUUAUGUAAAUACAGGCUGCGGAGGUACACCAGACAUUAUCAGCCCCGUAGACAGUCCUACUACUGUAAGCAAUUUCACUACCGCAAGAGAAUCAGUCGGAAGUCGUCAGGUACAAAUGGGAAAUCAAAAACUGGAUGAAGAGACCGAGCGAUCCGGUGAAAGUUUAGAUACAAUUUUGAAAAAUUCCAGUAACAACCACAACCAUCUCGCGCAAUGGGUUCGCAAUUCUCAUCAGAUCCCGCCACCGGAUACUGAAGGGCCUCUGGAAGAGUGGACCCUCGAGGAGUUGGUAGCGAGAACCCCGAAAGAAAGCAAUUCGAGGCAGAGUCACGAUGUCACGUCCGAGGAAAUCGUCACGGUUAAUUCAGACGCGGAACAACAAAGCACAGCGUCAAGUGCCAGUCUGAGUACAAUCAGGUCAAGUAGUCUGACAGGGAAAAAGACAGGCAACCACGUUACGAUAAGAGAAAAUUCAUCCGGGUCUGUAAAUAUUUGCAGAAGAUGCCACAGAUCCGGAUGUCCGACUCCGCCACUACCCAGGGAUCCAUUCUCACCCUUACCUCCAAAAAUAUCCGUGCUACCACCGACUCCGGACUUGUGUACCAGGCACAGAUUACACAACGGAAUACACGAUAGUCGAACGAAUAGUCCAAACUGCACACCUGCCGAUGGAAAUACGGAGGAUGGUAGCGAGGACGAUUUGGACUGUGACGGUGACGGUGAUCUUCCGUACAGGACAUUGAGAAGGUUUGGAACUAUGAGCAGUUUGGACCAGGACGAUGACCUGGAUGACCAGCCGGACGAUGAAAACCAAGACAUGGAAUCACCCCCAUCUGGUCUGAGAGCCUGGACGGCAAGAGCGAGCAGUUACGUAGUGAGUAAAAUGGCACUGCUGGAACAGUUGGGUGAAGUUGUUGGGGGUCACCUCUUACAUCCCCCUGUCCCUCCUGAGAGGACUGAGUUUUCGCUAGACCCAAACGACGAGGAGGGUACAACGUCGGGAGCGACGUCCGGCGAUGAUAUUUGGGGUACGCCGACCUCCGGAGGUCCCGAUGACGAGAGCUUUCCAACAAGUCCGCCACCGUCUUCUACCGUCAAUGCCAUUGCCUCUGGGGAAGACAACUACGGUCUUAAUCUAUCGAUGGAUGAUGAUCAGGACUUAGAUUCUGAAGGGAGAGAUGGGAUUCCGGCGAUAAAUAUGGACCAGCUUCUAACUGGAGGUGGCAUCAGUUCUUUGCGAUGUUCUAUCGCGAGAAGAAGACUGGAACCUCUGCUCGAAGAAGAAGACUGCCCUGAAAGCGAAAAGCAGCAAGUUGGGUGGUGGUGACAACGAUUAAAGGCUGAUUCAGGGGUUCAAGCUUUGCAAAGUAUCGAUUCUAACAGAGAUAUGACCCAGAGGGAAUUGAAUUUUGCAAAGUUAAGCCGCGAGGAUGUAGAGUUUAAGAGGAAGAUAUUAGACUUACACAGGAAACUGUCAUACGUUGACGAUGGCAGGGGAAGUUCAGGGUCACCGUCCAAAAAUCAAGAUUCGAACUACCAAGAACGAUUAGAAGCAAUAUCGACGACAAUGAAGAUUUCGGUCAGUCACAUCGAAGCCGAAGAGAAUUCCGAACAUGAGCAGAAUUCUAUGACACAAACGACGUGCACAGACGAAGAGCGAAAGUCCGAACAAUUGUCAACAGGAAAUUCGACGCAUGGUCAGUCUGCGGAAUUUGGGAAACCAUUAAGAGCUGAUCAAUGUAAUUCAGACAUUCACGGUUCUGCAUCGUCAGAAGCCAAUUAUCUCAAUCAUUCGAUGAUUAGAAGACGAAGUAUGAAGCUCUUGAGCUUUUUGAGCGGCAAAUCGUCCGACAAAUCACAAGAAGAACGCUCAGCUAAGCUGCUGAAGAUGUACAUGCCAGUGGAGAAGGAAACUAGACAACAAAAUACGAUAUCUAUUCACCAUACGUCCAGGGAUAGAAGGUUUUGGAAAUUAAGAAACCGUCGAAGGUCCAGCUCUGCGUGAAAUGUACAGAAAGUUUGUUAAAUAUUCUCUAAUCGUUGUCUCUCCAUGAAUAGGCCUUCCAAGAUGUUCGUGUUAUUAAAGUUUUAUGAAUUUUACAAGUAUCGAUUAAGGAUCUCAAAUUGUUUUCCUAGAAUUUAGAGACUAUUAAUGCAUACAGUUAACGAAAUAGAAGUCUCCCUAGUCUUACGGUAUUCCGACAUAAGUAAAGUACAUUGUUAUUCCCUCAUAAAAGUAUAUUACGGAGAUUCAAACGGGUCAUCACGUCGCGGUAGUGUAUGCUUGACGUUAAACAAUAUAAAUUUCAUUAAAACGUCUUUAAAAGUCGUAUACCAGGGCCUAGCAUGAUUGUUUUAUAAACUUAGUCAUAGUAGGAUCUUUUAUUUGCAGCUGCAGUAUCGUCAUAGUAUUAAUUUCAAUCUACCGUAUAGUCAAUUUAGGUCCGCACGACUGACCCAAUGCGGCACAUACGUCCUCAACUGCAUUGUGCUCGAAUGUAUUACAAAAUUCAAAUAAAACAUUCUAACAAAAGAUAAUUAUUACUAUUGAUAGUAGUCUGUGAAAAGCUGUACGAUAGACGGCAAAAUGCAAAUAAAUUAUAUUAUUUGUU
This is a messenger RNA of Diprion similis, 6300 nucleotides long. RefSeq lists its product as uncharacterized. Bases 3 to 5015 code for a protein of 1670 amino acids. Gene Ontology annotation, cellular component: plasma membrane; nucleus. The transcript is spliced from 13 exons. Lineage: Eukaryota; Metazoa; Arthropoda; Insecta; Hymenoptera; Diprionidae. The record is from RefSeq and is a predicted model, not a curated record. Gene Ontology annotation, biological process: signal transduction. Gene Ontology annotation, molecular function: protein binding.